Molecule: messenger RNA, 1498 nt
Organism: Stylophora pistillata
Lineage: Eukaryota; Metazoa; Cnidaria; Anthozoa; Scleractinia; Pocilloporidae
Product: chaperone protein HscA homolog
Source: RefSeq, a predicted model, not a curated record
AUGGAGUAUGCAGAUCAAAAGAGAGACUUUGACGAAGAGCUUCCUGAGCGGUUUGACCUAGAUUUGGAGGUGUUGGAGCAAAACUAUCUAGAACGUAUUCGUUCUGCUCAUCCAGAUCAACAGCAAGGAGAUUUCCAAAUCUCUUCGGAUUUAAAUCGAGCCUAUCAAACUCUUCUAGAUCCACUUUUACGAGCCCAACAUUUGCUUGUGUUGCGGGGGGGGGAGGCGACUGAAACAAUUCAAGAUAUGGCUGUUCUUCAGCGGUCCCUUGAAGAUCGAGAGAAAUUAGCAUCAGCAGAGACCUUGGAAGCUCUGGAAUCCCUUGUGCAAGAAGCUAAAAGAAGGGUGCAAGAGACAGAAGGGAUUUUGGCAGCCAUAUUCGGAAAAAAACAGAAGGAUUUGAUAGAACUUGCACAGCAGAAGACAAAAGCAUCUGAUAAUGAAGAUACUUUUGCGGUUGGAAUUGAUUUAGGAACCACCAAUUCUUUGGUAGCAUUUUGUCAGGAUUCUGAUCCAAAAAUUUUGUUGGAUCAUGAAGGGCGAUCCUUUGAACCUUCUGUUGUGUCCUAUUCUUCUGAGACGGGGUCUCGUGUAGGUCACGAAGCAGAUCAGGAUCCAAAGGCGCUUCAUUCAAUUAAGCGUUUGAUGGGGAUGAACUUUGCUUCACUCCCUCGAAAUUAUGGUUUUGAAUCUCAUAUCGCCACCCCCCUUGAUGAGAAUGAUCACUCUGUGCGCUUAAAUGUAGGGGUAGAGCGAACAGUGACACCUGCAGAAGUAUCUUCGGAAAUUCUGAAAUCCUUAAAGAAACGUGCGGAAGAAGAUUUAGGAUGCCCUGUAAAAAGGGCGGUGAUUACAGUUCCUGCAUAUUUUGACGAAGCAGCGCGUGUGGCAACGCGUGAAGCAGCAACUUUAGCGGGGCUUGACGUAUUGCGCUUGAUUAAUGAGCCCACUGCAGCUGCCUAUGCUUAUGGUCUGAAUACGGGUGCAGAAGGUGUUUACGCAUUUUAUGAUCUUGGAGGCGGAACCUUUGAUUUUACUCUUUUGCGAUUGCAUCAAGGGAUUUUUCAGGUGCUCGCAACAGGGGGAGAUACAGCCCUAGGAGGAGACGAUAUUGAUAAAGCGUUCUUGAAAGAAGUUAUGGAAAAGCAGAAGUUAGGGGCGACCUCUAUAAGAGAAAUCCGUGCUUUGAAAGAAGAUCUUUCCCAAGCAGAGCGUGUGAUUUUUAAAGAUGGUUUUUUGAAUCGUCAUCAAUUGGAAGUGUGUGCACGUCCUUUUGUGGAAAAAACUUUAGAGGUCUGUCGGCGAGUUUUUCGGGAUGCUAAAGUCUCUCCGAAAGAUAUAAAAGGUGUUGUCCUUGUGGGGGGCGCAACGCGUAUGCCUUUAAUUCGUCGAGCGGUUACAGCCUUUUUUGGAAAGUCUCCUCUUGUUGAUUGUGAUCCUGAUCAAAUUGUUGCUUUAGGAGCCGCUUUACAAGCGAAAGCACUGACACAAGGAAAAG